Molecule: messenger RNA, 1895 nt
Organism: Glycine soja
Lineage: Eukaryota; Viridiplantae; Streptophyta; Magnoliopsida; Fabales; Fabaceae
Product: mitogen-activated protein kinase kinase 6-like
Exons: 10
Coding region: 482-1546 (354 amino acids)
Biological process (GO): protein phosphorylation
Cellular component (GO): cytoplasm
Molecular function (GO): protein serine/threonine kinase activity; ATP binding
Source: RefSeq, a predicted model, not a curated record
CCGGCACAGUCCACCAUUUUUCUAUCCCCUUACUUUUCUCCACCGUGGUCUAGCCCCUCUUUCUCUUCACCGCUCCAGUUCUGAGAUGGAAAGAGAAGUAAAAUAGAAAAUCACAACCAUUACUUAAAAAGAUAAUAAUAUGUUUGACGGUGUACAUUUUUGUGGGAUACCUAAUUGACUCUCCUACCCUAACCAGAGUCACCUUUCCUCGUUACUUCUUCUAUCUGCCCUAGUCUCUGUUCUCACAUACAUCUGAUUAGCCUUGUUGUGUUCUCUAGCCAGCACCAUACACGAUCCCUUGUGUGUGUUUCUGAAACAUAAUCCAAUUUUUCUCUGACUUCGUCUCUGCAAAUGCCUUUCAUGAUUUCAACAACAGCAUAUGAAUGUCUCUAAUUUCAGGAUCAUUCUUUCAUAAAAAAGUUUGAAGAUAAAGAUCUAGAUCUUGGGAUUUUGUUAGCAGCAAAAUCAGUGAACAACGAAGAUGAAGACAAAGAUGCCAUUGAAGCAGCUGAAGCUCGCGGUUCCUGCUCAGGAAACCCCCAUCACAUCUUUCCUGACUGCAAGCGGAACAUUCCAUGAUGGAGAUCUACUCUUGAAUCAGAAAGGGUUGCGUCUUAUCUCUGAAGAAAAAGAAUCACGGCCUUCAGAUGGUAAGGAACUGGAAUUUGACUUCUCGCUGGAUGACCUUGAGACCAUCAAAGUAAUUGGAAAAGGCAGUGGUGGUGUGGUACAACUUGUUCGCCAUAAGUGGGUUGGAAGAUUGUUUGCUUUAAAGGUUAUUCAGAUGAAUAUACAAGAGGAUAUUCGAAAACAGAUUGUUCAGGAACUGAAAAUAAAUCAAGCGUCACAGUGUCCACAUGUUGUAGUUUGCUAUCACUCAUUCUAUCAUAACGGAGUAAUAUCUCUUGUGCUAGAAUACAUGGAUCGUGGUUCUCUAGCAGAUGUAAUCAAACAAGUUAAAACUAUUCUGGAACCAUAUCUUGCUGUGGUUUCUAAGCAGGUAUUGCAAGGCCUCGUUUACCUGCACAAUGAAAGGCAUGUAAUACAUAGGGACAUUAAACCAUCCAAUCUGUUAGUUAAUCACAAAGGGGAGGUGAAGAUUACUGAUUUUGGUGUUAGCGCCAUGCUAGCAAGCUCAAUGGGCCAAAGGGAUACAUUUGUUGGAACUUACAAUUACAUGUCGCCAGAAAGAAUCAGUGGGAGUACUUAUGAUUAUAGCAGUGACAUCUGGAGUUUGGGUAUGGUAGUGCUUGAGUGUGCCAUAGGACGGUUUCCUUAUAUACAGUCCGAAGAUCAGCAAAGCUGGCCUAGUUUUUAUGAGCUUCUGGCAGCAAUUGUGGAAAGCCCCCCACCUUCUGCUCCACCCGAUCAGUUCUCCCCGGAGUUCUGUUCAUUUGUGUCAUCCUGCAUACAAAAGGAUCCUCGGGAUAGAUUAACAUCAUUGAAGCUUCUGGAUCAUCCUUUCAUAAAAAAGUUUGAAGAUAAAGAUCUAGAUCUUGGGAUUUUGGCAGGUAGCUUGGAACCUCCUGUAAACUUUCCGAGAUAAUUUUUACAACAGAGUGUAAAAUUUGUACCAGACAGCCAGAACUCUUGGUGACUGAGCAGGGGAAUUUCUCGUCAGUUAUGCCAUAUUAGAUAUGAUUUUACCGGUAUCCGUCCUAAGUUUGGUGGCUUUAUUACAGUUUUAUGAACACUGAUAUGUAUAAUAGUUGUUUCAUGUUUGUAUUAAAAAAGGCUUGACCAAUUCAUUUGAUAUUAUUUUCUUUAGCUAUGAAGCCCAGUCUAUGACAUGGAUACAUGACACAAUCACCUUACACAACUACUGUAAAAAAAUAUAGGACCCGACCACCUUUUGUAAGGUCUUAUCUCACAAUUAUAUUUAUUUUCAACCGCAA